This is a messenger RNA of Orycteropus afer afer, 1372 nucleotides long. It is a transcript of the gene CCNDBP1, whose product is annotated as cyclin D1 binding protein 1. Gene Ontology annotation, biological process: regulation of cell cycle. Gene Ontology annotation, cellular component: nucleus. Lineage: Eukaryota; Metazoa; Chordata; Mammalia; Tubulidentata; Orycteropodidae. The record is from RefSeq and is a predicted model, not a curated record.
AGCGGUGGCGACACUGGUCGUUUCCAGGCAAGCGACUGAGAUGGCGAGCACAGCUGCACCUGCAUCCGCCGUUCCCACCCUGGCUCAGCCUUUGGAGCAGCUCCGGCACCUGGUAGAGGAGCUGCGGUUGCUCAUGCCUAGAGUGCGGGUCGGCGAAGCCCAGGAGAACACCGAGGAGUUUAAUCGGGAGACGUUUUGGAAAAGACUAAAUGAGGCAGCUGUGAAAGUAUCAAGGGAAGCCACGACUCUGACCGUAGCCUUCUCCCGACUUCCACUGCCGUCUCCACAGGAGACUCAGAGGUUCUGUGAGCAAGUCCGUGUUGCCAUCGAAGGAAUUAUUGCAGUGUACUUCUCGCUUCCGAAGGAUCAGGGAAUCACGUUGCGAAAGCUUGUACGGGGAGCCACUCUGGACAUAGUGGAUGGCAUGGCUCAGCUCAUGGAGGUGCUUAUCAUCACUCCUGCUCAGAGCCCCGAGAACAAGGACCUUAUUUCCUGCAACACUGUCUGGAUUGCCUGUCAGCAGGUACCUCGGAUACCAAGAGAUAACAAAGCUGCUGCCCUUUUUAUGCUGACAAAGAGUGUGAAUUUUGUGAAGGAUGCAUAUGAAGAAAUGGAACAGGCUGUAGAAGAAUGUGACCCUUACUCUGGCCUCUUGAAUGACUCUGAGGAGGACAGUUUUGGGAAUGGCCAUAGGGUGGACUCUGAUGACCAUAAUGAUGGUGAGGAGGAUGCAUUGGGGUUUCCAAGCAAUCAGGACAUAUACUGGUCAGAGGAAGAUCAGGAGCUCAUAAUCCCAUGCCUUGCGCUGGUGAAGGCAUCCAAAGCCAGCCUGAAGAAAAUCCGGAUCUCAGUGGCAGAGAAUGGGAAGAAGGACCAGGUGGCCCAGCUGGAUGACAUUGUGGAUAUUUCUGAUGAGAUCAGCCCUAGUGUGGAUGAUUUGGCUCUCAGCAUAUAUCCACCUAUGUGCCACUUGACUGUGCGAAUCAAUUCUGCAAAACUUGUAUCUGUUUUAAAGAAGGCACUUGAAAUUACGAAAGCAAGUCAUGUGACUCCUCAGCCAGAAGAUAGUUGGAUUCCUUUACUCAUUAACGCCGUUGAUCAUUGCAUGAACAGAAUCAAGGAGCUCACACAGAGUGAACUUGAAUUAUGAGUUUUCAGGCUCAUUUUUAUUCUCCCCCCCUCUAAUUGUCACAGCAGACACUAAUAUCUGCUUUUAAAAAGGGGCUAGAGUGUUUUCUGGAUCAAAAGGGAGUCCCUGUCUUAACAAGAGAUACUAUUACUGAAGUUUGUUAGUUAGGCUAGAAUGCCAAUUAUUUAUAAACCAUAUGAGUGACAUAUUUUUCUGUGCUAGAUGCAAAAGAUAAUUGCAUGA